CACAUAAAAAUUAUAAUAUAGAAUAAUACUUCCCUGUCACGCCAGGGCGCAGGCGGACUGGUCCGCUGCCACACUUGCACCGCGAGUCCUGUCCGCGACCGCUAGUCCUAGCUCGGUCUAUAUAUACCCUCCACGCACGCUUCAACGGCGCCUCCAUCAUUCAUUCAUCAUAAGAACCGUGAUAACACGACACCACACAACGGCUGCUCCAUCGCGUUCGCUUCGCGUCGUCUCCUGCACCAUUCGCUUCUCCUCUUCCUUGCCCGUCGUCUCCUCCGAUCGCCACAGUUACCUCUGCGAUUCGAUCGGACGAUUAGCUAGCUGCUAAACCGCCAUGGGGAAUCACAAGAAGCUUCUCCAGUUCCUGCGGCCAGACCCGGCGGUGGCAGCAGCGCCGGCGAGGUCGUCCACGACGUCGGACGACGAGGACGACGGCACGUCGGGUUCCACGCCGGUGACUCCGACCACGAGCGCGAGCGCGGCGGCGUCGCCGUACGCCUCGUCCCCGUGGACGCAUCUCCCGGGGCUCGGCCCCGGUCCCGCGGCGGAGGCGACCGAGCUCCUCGGCUCGCUCGUCAAGGAGGACGGGGGCCACGUCUACUCGCUGGCGGCGGCGGGGGACCUGCUGUACACGGGCACGGACUCGCGGACCGUGCGGGUGUGGCGGGAGCGGGACCGCCGCGAGCUGGGCGGCUUCCGCUCGGGCAGCGGCCUGGUGAAGGCCAUCGUGGUGGGCGGGGACGGCCGCGUCUACACGGGGCACCAGGACGGGAAGGUGCGCGUGUGGCGCGCGCCGCAAUCGGCGGACGAGGUCGUCGAGGACCCCUCCGCGCUCCGCCGCGUGGGGACGCUGCCCCGGCUCCGCGACGUGCUCCGCAGCUCCCUCCUCCGCCCGUCGCAGCCCAUGCUGCGGCACUCCGACGCCGUGUCGGCGCUCAGCCUGGACGCCGCGGCGGGGCUCAUCUACUCGGCCUCCUGGGACCGCACCUUCAAGGUGUGGCGCGUGUCCGACUUCCGGUGCCUCGAGUCCGUGGUGCGCGCCCACGGCGACGCCGUCAACGCCGUCGCCGCCGCGGGCUUCGACGCGCUCGUGCUCACGGGCUCCGCCGACGGCACGGUCAAGGCGUGGCGGCGGCGCGCGGCCGAGGGCAAGGGCCGGGCCACGCGGCACGUCAUGGAGCGCGUGCUGCGGGAGGGCGACGGCGCCGUCACCGCCAUCGCGGUGUGCGCGCAGGCCCGCGUGGCGUACGCCGGCUCCUCGGACGGCGCCGUCGCGCACUGGCAGUGGCCGCGGGGCGCCGCGCCCAGGAGCGGCGCCGCGCCCAGGAGCGGCGCCGCGCUGCGGGGCCACAAGAUGGCCGUGCUGUGCCUCGCGGUGGCCGGUCGCGUCGUCGUCAGCGGGUCCGCCGACCGGACCAUCUCCGUGUGGCGGCGCGGUGAGGGCGCCAGCCACGCGCUCCUCGCCGUGCUGACGGGGCACACGGGGCCCGUCAAGUGCGUCGCCAUGGACCAGAAGGAGGAGGAGGAGGAGGAGGAGGAGGAGGAGGAUGAUGAGGGCGCCGCCCCACGCCGGUGGGUCGUGUACAGCGGCAGCCUCGAUGGGUCCGUCAAGGUGUGGCGCGUCUCCGAGUCGGACGGCGGCGGCGGCUUCGCGCCCGACCUGACGAUGUCGACCCCCGCACUCCACUGGAAGGGCUUCUCGCCUUCGCCGCCGCCCCGCGCGCACCGUGUGCAACCGAGAAUAGAAGAAUAGCUAUAGCUCUGGCGGUACACGACGGUGUACGUCGUAUUCUUCUACAUCCGUAUGGCGCUGUUUUUGAAUCGGUGGCAAUGGUGCGUUGCAUCUCUAGCUAUUGCCUAUUAGUAGCCGGCACGCUGACGUGGCCGGCUGCCGGUGACCGGUGAGCAAUCACCUGCACGGCUGCACCUGCUGGCGCGAAAGAAAGAUGGGGAAGAAACUGGGAGCGUUUUCUUUUGUGUUUUUUCGGACUUUUUGGGGCUUGCGUUUGCUGGUUUGCAAGAAAAAAAAAGAUGUACAGAUUGAUUUUGCUUGCGGACAAAGGAAAGAAGGUCAUCCGACGGCUGCUCUGCAUCCA
Zea mays is the source of this 2096-nucleotide messenger RNA. Its product is annotated as protein JINGUBANG. The coding region runs from base 335 to 1753 and encodes 472 amino acids. The record is from RefSeq and is a predicted model, not a curated record. NCBI's taxonomy places the organism in Eukaryota, Viridiplantae, Streptophyta, Magnoliopsida, Poales, Poaceae. Gene Ontology annotation, molecular function: protein binding. The transcript has a single exon.